Molecule: messenger RNA, 1971 nt
Organism: Caenorhabditis angaria
Lineage: Eukaryota; Metazoa; Nematoda; Chromadorea; Rhabditida; Rhabditidae
Source: the annotation of a GenBank genome assembly
AUGACGACAAUUGAACCGGAGAGUGUUCUUGUUAUUGUUGUUUAUUCUGCAUUGGCAAUUACUGGAUUCCUUGGCAACAUGUGGGUUCUAAUGACUGUUUCAAUGCAGCUUAUUGGAUGUUCUUCAAAUCGUGCAAGAACAUAUAAAUCUGUUGUUCAAUCAUCUGCAUAUAUUUAUUUGCUUCUAUUAUCAAUUGUUGAUUUGCUUUCAUUGAUACCUGUUCCAAUGUUGGUUGCGGAUAUUUAUAAAAACAAAUUUGAAUUUGGUGAUUUCUGGUGCAAAGUUUUAUAUAUUUGUGAGGGAAUGAACAAAACCUUAAGUCCAAUGGUUUUGAUGGCUCUAUCUAUUGAUCGAUAUAUCGCAGUUUGUCAUCCAACAUUAUACUGGAUGCGUGAAACAAGAUUUGCCCUUUGUGUGGUUUUAGUCAGUUCCUCCCUAUCAAUGCUUUUCCUAGUUCCAAUCACCAGAAAUGCUGUGACCCAAUAUAUGAUAGAUAACAACAAUAAGGAAGUUAUGAAAUGUGCAUUUGAAGCGGAAUUCUUUUUCUUCUUUGAUUUGAUGCACACCGUUGUCUGCUAUCUCAUCCCCUUAACAGUUAUCUGCGCAGUAUAUUUGGCGAUUCUACUCAAACUUUAUAAACACACCAGAUUUUCUGCAGUUGGUCAAAAAACCAGUAUCUCAUUGUCUCGAGUUGUCAAAUGUUCAGUGAUGGUUGUUGCGUUCUAUUUCAUCUGCUGGACACCUUAUUGGAUAAUGAGAAUUCAUCUGAUGGUUAUCACAAUGAUUACCAAAAUUUCACCAAGUGAGUUUGCUUUCUCUAGUUAAAAACCAAAAGAAUUUUUUGGUCUCUCUCAUCGGUGUGGCAUUUUCAAGUGUGUAGUUAACUAAUCCAACACUUGAGAAUUGCUGACACCUUUUUUCUGCGACAAGGGCUUGCAAAAACAUUCUUUUCAGACCCAGAAAACACCAAUUUCACAACAGCUGCACCAAACUUGAAUGCAACAACAGUUUCAUAUCAUUUCGCAGUAGAAGAAACUACAGUGACAACUGUGGCUACAAAAAAAUCAAUUGAUUUCGAAAUUGUGUUGAUGUAUAUGCUCCACGCUUUACCAUAUGCACAAAGCGCGUUUAAUUGGUUGUUCUACGCAUUCUUGAAUCGCAACUUGAGAAAUUCAACAUCAAGAUGUUUGAAUGGAACAAGAUCUGCUGCAACAACUUCAGCUGUUGAUAAUGCUGGAGUCACAAGUACAAUGAACACUAGUUUGACACCAAUCUGGAAAAAUAUUCAACAAAUGGGCACACAAAUCAAAUCAGCUGGAAUUGACACUGGAAAUGCUUUAUUGAAAAAAUCACCGUUCCGUGGUAGAUCAAGGAUACAAUCGAGGUAAGCCAAGGGUUUUAGAGAGAGAAAGGGAAAAGGAGAUUCGCUAGAACACGUCACAUAAAUCACAACAAAAAUUUAAAAUUGGAUUUAGGAUGAAUGAGGAGUAUUUGUUUUUUUUUAGACCUAGAAAAUUUGUGGAUUUCUGACUCAUUCAUAUAUUUGUAGAAACGGUUUUAGAUUUUCAUAAGCAUUACCAAAAAUUAUUCGAAGCUCAUCACCAACUUUUCAGUGAUAUUUUGAUGAUAUCAAAUUGAAAGUGCAAAUUUUAAAAAUAGAAUUGUUUUUCCCAAAGCCGCGAAUUUCACACUUUGCUAUGAAUCAAAAUAUCAACUACAUAAUUUUUCAGAAGCGCGGCAUAUCUCGAUUGUUCUCAACAUCAACUUCGAGCAUCAUCCCAAUUAAAUCUUAGCUCUUCACUUCUUGAUAUCCCAAGAAGACCUUCAUUAAUCCCACGACAAGAACCAUCAUUGGUUGGAAAAGCUCUUUCAUAUACAAAUCUUCCACAACCUUCAUAUCAACUUAUCGAUCAAAAAGAAGAGUCUUCUCAUGGAAUGGUUUCUGAAUCAAGUUCUGUUGAAUGGCUCUGA